Glarea lozoyensis ATCC 20868 is the source of this 402-nucleotide messenger RNA. RefSeq names its product Thioesterase/thiol ester dehydrase-isomerase. Gene Ontology annotation, molecular function: fatty acyl-CoA hydrolase activity. Gene Ontology annotation, cellular component: mitochondrion. The record is from RefSeq and is a predicted model, not a curated record. The transcript has 3 exons. The coding region runs from base 1 to 402 and encodes 133 amino acids. Lineage: Eukaryota; Fungi; Ascomycota; Leotiomycetes; Helotiales; Helotiaceae.
AUGGUGUCUGACAAUGAUAUGUACGACCAUAUGAACAAUUCCAUCUACAAUUUCCUUUAUGACUCCGUUGUCAAUACGUACCUCAUUGAGCAUUGCGAUUUACGGCCACCCACAAGUCAGCAAUAUGGGCUUGUCGUCCAUUCCCAUGGGGACUUCUUUGGCAGCAUAGCGUUUCCUGCCAUUGCUGAACUGGGACUUCGGGUCAACAAGCUCGGUAAGAGCAGUUGUACUUAUGAAAUUGCUCUGUUUGAGAAGGGAGUUGAAACUGUGAAAUCUGUCGGCCAACUUAUACACGUCUUCGUUGACAGAGGCACAGGUCGCCCAUCAACCAGCGGAAUGAAUGGCAAACUGCGAGAAGGCCUUCAGAGGUUGCUUAUAGAACCGCCACAGUCAAAGCUCUAA